This is a messenger RNA of Myodes glareolus (Bank vole), 1299 nucleotides long. RefSeq names its product eva-1 homolog B (gene Eva1b). The record is from RefSeq and is a predicted model, not a curated record. Lineage: Eukaryota; Metazoa; Chordata; Mammalia; Rodentia; Cricetidae.
GGGUUGAUCGGGACCCGCCCCCAUCACAGGAGGAGCCAGGCACAGCGAAGUAGUUUGAAGCCUGCGCCCUAUAGUCAGAGAGUUUUGGGUUCAAGUCCUGACCAUGUGGCAAAGAUCUUCAAGAUCUUUAUGACUCAGUUUACAUCAUCUGCAAAUUGAAGAUUUAAUGAUAGCCACAUUCUAGGGUUGGUAGGCUUACAAGAAGGAAUGUCUAUGGGGGGUGGGUACCUCCGGCGCCCAGGCCUUAGGGAUGUUUAGUUAAUGAUGUUGUUGUUAGUACAGGCUGGGGCGGCCCCUGUGAGCGGCCUCCCCAGCGGCUUCCUGUAGGGGAGCAGGGGCCGCCCCCUCUCCCCUUCCUCCAGGCGCUCUUCCUCCCGCCUCUCCGCCCCGCCCCGUCCCUCCUCUUUCCUCAGAGGAAACUUUCCGCCGGCUGGUCCAUCGGGGUGUCCGGCCGCGCCACGGUGAGAACCGAAUAAGGCGGACGGGGCGGCCCGGCCCGGGUGUAUGCAGUCCCCGGAGAGACGCAACUGCCGGGGGCAGGCAGCGGGACGCUGACGGGCUUAAAGGCGAGCUGCGCCCCAGCAGCAUGGAUGCCCCAAGGAGGGAUAUGGAGCUACUCAGCAACAGCCUGGCGGCCUAUGCACACAUCCGAGCUAACCCCGAGAGCUUCGGUCUCUACUUCGUGCUGGGCGUCUGCUUCGGCCUGCUGCUGACCCUGUGCCUGCUAGUCAUCAGCAUAUCCUGCGCGCCUCGCUCGCGGCCCCGUACCCCUGCUCCGCGCCGGGACCCUCGCAGCAGCACCCUAGAGCCCGAAGAUGAGGACGACGAGGAUGAAGACACCAUGACGAGGCUAGGCCCGGAUGACACACUCCCGGGCCAGGAGCUGUCCACUGAUCCCGACGGGCCCCUUAAUGUCAAUGUCUUCACGUCCGCAGAAGAGCUGGAGCGGGCACAGCGGCUGGAGGAGCGGGAGCGAAUCCUGCGGGAGAUCUGGCGCACUGGGCAGCCAGACCUGCUGGGCACCGGCACACUCGGGCCCGGAGCCACGGCCACAGGCACACUGGGCCGUAUGCACUAUUACUGACACACGACCCACAGCAUGGGUCCCUGAAUACUGGACAUGGGACUGGACCCAGUGCUGCCCCAGGGCUUUCAAACUGCCUCUGCUCCAAUUCUCCUGGUGCUAUUGGGCGUGGAUCGCCGCCUGCUAAGCGCUGUUUACUGGGCAGGUGUGGGUGGGGGAAAAAUGUCAGGUCCCACCUUCUCCUCCUGGUAAUAAUGAAUGACCAAUGAAAGCUA